CAUCUCGACUUUGCAACGUUGUCUCCAUCUUGCAGCUCAGAAUUGCGCCUUUCAAGCAUGGAGAGCGCUGUAAGAGGGCUGCAGCGGCUACCAGACUUCCUCUCCUCAGCAACGCGGACUCGCUACCUUGGAUCCAACUCUUCCAGCAGUGACGCAGAUUCGCAUUUGCAAAGAUACCCUUGCAGAAAGCGAGCGUCCAAAUGUGAAGUCUCUCCUCUUAGUAAUCAAACAUUAAAACCAUGUAAACGACGAUCAAAACGUGGAUCAAACAAAGCAGUUGGUGACGCAGCUCUGCACAGUAUUUUCGGGCGGCCAAUGCAGAGAUCUGCCUGGCCUGGGAAAGACCGGCCCCGAGCGAUGGGCCGCAAUGGGGUCACGGAAAAAGAACAAGACAUUGAGCUCGCCGUGAGAGAUACGGCUCCAAGCAGAUCCAAUCCAACUGUGACUGAAGCAGAGAAUGACGCAUCCACCUCGGAAAUUGAUCAGCUGAUUGAGAGCAGCGACGGGAAGAGCGAAAAAGCUGAAGGGAGAAGUGUGUCUGCGAGGCUGUGGUCAAAUGUGAAUGGAGGGACGCUGAGGCAUGAGCCUGGGAGCCUGGUGGGGGCAAUACUUCUGGUGGCGGGGACGACGGUGGGAGCAGGCAUCUUGGCCAUUCCUGCAGUUACGCAGGAUGCGGGUUUCCUUGCAUCCGCUUUUGCUUGUGUUGGGUGCUGGGCAUACAUGGCGACAACAGGGAUCCUUGUAGCAGAGGUAAACAUCAACACGAUGUGUGAACUAGGAUCCGGAGGCGUCUCCCUCGUUUCGAUGGCGGAAAGAACGCUCGGGAAGGCCGGGGUGCGGGUUGCAGUAGGUACCUACAUAUUCAUCCACUACGCUCUGUUGGUGGCUUACGUGGCGCGGUCGGGUGACAUCAUCACGAACUUUACCGGCCUGCCGCUCCCCGUCUCGGCAGCCGCCUUCACCGCCGCAUUCGGCGCCAUCACUUACUUCUCUAGCCAAAAAACGCUCGGAUACGUGAACGGCUUUCUUAUCGCCGCCAUUCUCGCGAGCUUCGCCACUUUGGUUGGGAUCGCGGCUCCUGAGGUAGAACCAGCAUCACUCCUCAAGGCCAAUUGGUCCGCCGUCCCCGCAAGCAUCCCCAUCGUCGCCCUUUCCUUCGUCUACCAAAACGUCGUCCCAGUCAUCUCCUCGGAACUCGAAGGCGACCUCCCCAAAAUCAGGACCGCAAUCAUGUACGGGACCGCCAUCCCCCUCACCAUGUUUCUCUUAUGGGACGCCGUCAUUCUGGGGAGCGUUCCCGCUGCGGUCCCGGGGGCCGCCCAGAGCAUGGCGGCAAUGGACCCCCUGCUGCGGCUGCGCGAGUCGAGCGGAGCGGUCGGGCCCGCCGUCGAGAUCUUUUCGUUCUUCGCGAUCGGCACGUCCUUCAUCGGCUUCGUGCUCGGACUGUCCGACUUCCUUGCGGACCUGCUCAAGCUGCCGUCCGGACAAGAAAAACGGCGUCCGCUCCCAUACCUUUUAACGCUUAUACCGCCAUACGCGCUCGCGCUGACGAACCCGGAGAUCUUCUAUAAGGCGCUCGACUUUGCGGGCGCUUAUGGUGUUUUGGUGCUGUUUGGUCUCUUCCCGGGCGCCAUGGCAUGGGCGGAACGAUACACUGACGCAUGCAUGACGCCGGCUGUGAAACCCAUCAUCCCAGGGGGAAAGGUGACGCUGUCGCUCAUAAUGGGCGCUGCCGGGAUCGUCAUCGCCGGGGAGUUUGUCAAGGACGUUGCCGGGUUCUUGCAGGUGCACUGAUUUGUAGGCCGGAUUUGUAUGAUAACUGCGCGCGUUUAACAGCCGUUGCUUCUGUCCCUAUCUUUGGUGAGAAAGCGUCGUUGAAUAACAUGUGCUCAGCAAGCAGAAGCUCUCACUGUACUGAGCGUUGAGUUUGCGUCCGACGGUUUAGGGUACGUCAUGAUCCAUCACGGCGCGGAAGCGGCGCAUAUACGUACAUCACACCAGCAGCAUGUGUUUCUGCCGUCAAAUUGGAUGAGAUCGAUCCGCAUGCCUCAAU
Messenger RNA from Klebsormidium nitens, 2053 nucleotides. NCBI's taxonomy places the organism in Eukaryota, Viridiplantae, Streptophyta, Klebsormidiophyceae, Klebsormidiales, Klebsormidiaceae. The record is from the annotation of a GenBank genome assembly.